Diachasmimorpha longicaudata is the source of this 502-nucleotide messenger RNA. RefSeq names its product MICOS complex subunit MIC10-like. The transcript is spliced from 3 exons. NCBI's taxonomy places the organism in Eukaryota, Metazoa, Arthropoda, Insecta, Hymenoptera, Braconidae. The record is from RefSeq and is a predicted model, not a curated record. Bases 80 to 331 code for a protein of 83 amino acids. Gene Ontology annotation, cellular component: MICOS complex; mitochondrial inner membrane; mitochondrion.
AAUCCAUCGAUCUCACCAAGUCUCGAUAAGCACACACGUGUGACGUAACGGAUAGCUGUCCGCUUUUUGGGACAAAAAAAUGGCUGGCACCUUGGCUGAAGAUGAAAUUGGACGAAAAUGGGACCGAUGUUUCGCGGACGCAGUCAUCAAAUUUGGCGGCGGUAUUGUCAUCGGUUCUGUUGUCUCCCUGCUGUUUUUUAGGAAGAGGUGGCCCAUUAUAACAGGGGCUGGCUUCGGCCUAGGUAUGGCCUACUCAAACUGUGAAAACGACAUAAACUCGUCAGUAAGCCAAUACAAACCGAAAGGACGAAAGUGUGACGACGCCACAUGAGACAAUUAUCCUUAUUUUUUAAAUAAAACAAUUCAAAAUCAUGAUGUUCAGGCAGCAGGCUAUAGAAAAUUAAUUAAUUCAAUCGUGAAAGCUCUGCCAGUCUAGUUAAAUUUGUAACAAUUAUAAAUAUCAUAAGAUCAUUGCUGUGAGAAUAAAAAUCCAUACAGUGUA